Spirodela intermedia is the source of this 445-nucleotide messenger RNA. Lineage: Eukaryota; Viridiplantae; Streptophyta; Magnoliopsida; Alismatales; Araceae. The record is from the annotation of a GenBank genome assembly.
AUGGAUUUUCAUCAAGUCGAAAGAAGAGACAAAUUCCCUAUUUUCAAUGGAGAAAAUCCAGAAGGUUGGAUUCGAAACGUAGAAAGGUACUUCCGCUUGAAUCCAUGUACUGGACAGGUACUUAUGCAUGGAAGACAGGUUUCCCUUCUGUGAUCGGCGAGAUUUCAAGAUCCAGUUGGAACGUCGUUUUGGAUCUUCAGGCACCAGCAACAUAGAUCAUUGUCUCCUUAACCUCAAGCAAGAGGAAUUGAUCCCUAAAUUUAGAGCUGAAUUCAAACAAUUGGCAGCAUAUCUCCCAUGCAUACCUAUUGAAGUCCUUGAGGACACAUACCUAAAAGGGUUGAAACUUGAAAUCAAAUCAGAACUCACAGUGUACAAGCCAAAUGGCCUUGGGGAGAUCAUGGACACAUUGGUCCAAUUUGAGAUCCACCUCCAAAUAGUCUAA